This is a messenger RNA of Penicillium verhagenii, 3486 nucleotides long. RefSeq lists its product as uncharacterized. The record is from RefSeq and is a predicted model, not a curated record. The transcript is spliced from 2 exons. Gene Ontology annotation, cellular component: plasma membrane. The coding region runs from base 1 to 3486 and encodes 1161 amino acids. Lineage: Eukaryota; Fungi; Ascomycota; Eurotiomycetes; Eurotiales; Aspergillaceae. Gene Ontology annotation, biological process: protein localization to plasma membrane.
AUGGAGACUGUACGACAAUCCUGUCGGCCCAAGCACCAGGUCUUGACACUGAAGUGCUACCCUCGAUAUCAAAAAGGCGUGGCAGAAGUCAAACCGAAUCCGAGCGAACUUUCGUACCUACUAUACUACGCGAGUACACGUCGCAGUAAGCUGACCAAGGUUGGCGGCUUUCUGGAGAAGAGAGUGGCCAAAGAUGUCUGGCGACGCAGAUUAGGAAAUGUUCAGGUUGCGCUCCAUAUCCUAUCCGGGCUCAUCGAAAAAGUUCCUCGAGACCUUCCUAUCUACGUGGGCUCCGUUUUAGCCGUCAUCGAAACCGUUCUACGGUCAAAUGAUAUUUCCAUGGUAGAGGACUCGAUCGCUACAUUUGAGACUUUCUGUCGGCACCAGGACAUCGCAAUCAUUUCGGCCGAACAUGGCAUUGCCCACAAAUACCGAGAAGUUGUUCGCCUCUACGCAAGCUUCGCUGAUCCGUCCUCCGACCUGUACUCUCCCGCAAAGGUCAGCCCGCCAGUUUCGAUUCGAUGGAGAAAUGCAGGACUCCGUGCGAUCCGCAGUAUCGUGAGCUCUGAGAGUCUUGCCGCCGACGGAGGAAACUCCCUAAAAAUCAUCCUACCCGUCAUUCUCGAGAAUCUGUACUCUGCAGAUGAAGAUGUGCUUGUGCCGCUGAAAGCUAGGCUUCAUGAGAACAAGGAGACCGACCGCGACGGAAAUCGGGCUCCUCGACGGAUGAGCGCCGCAACGGUACACACGGUGGAUACUGUGGAGGGUGGUGACCCGGCACUAGCAGCUGGAUCAGCGGCAGAUGUUGAUCGAAAGGCGGAGAUGGAUGCCCGGCUACUGGCCCUGCGAUGCCUUGAACGAAUCACGGUUUCCGGGAGCAAUCGUGGUCAAACGCGAGUCGCGGCAUCUAUAAUCAUGCAAUUCAUCUCGAAUAAACAAUUCCCUCGCACCACCUCACAGGAAAUGUCAACAGAGCCCCAAGAUGGAAACUGGGCUACUUCGCUGAUUGAACUGGUUGCGAACUGGUGUCCAGUCCAAGUUCGAUUUUUGAUUCUUGGCGCAGCUAUGGACACCCUGUUCGACACUGCUCCCACGGAGAAAGCACUAGAUUCCUCAUUUACCAUUCUCUCCGUGGUUGACUGGCUUCUAAAAUCAUCAGUGAAUAUGAUUGGCUUAAGCGUGAUGGAUAUUUUGCUGGGUCUUAUGCAAUAUGCCUCAAGCAUUCUAUCGCCGCAGGAAAGUGCCAAUACAGAAAACAAGGCAGAUCUCCACGCUGAUACCGCUAUCUACAUCUCUGGUCGGAGAAGGAGUCUGCUCACCCUUCUCGAACAAUGCAUUGGAGACCUGGCUACUCAUAUCUACUAUACCGACCAGGUUGCAGAUAUGACACGCGCUAUUCUCCGGCGCUUCAAAUCAACCCUGAACCACGAGAGUGGCGCACCAUCUGCGUUGGCUACAGUCCACGAGUCUACUGCGUCACCUGUGGCUGCCACCCAAUCUGCUUCUGAUACUCUCGGUGAGAAAGUCAGCGGUGAUGCCUACUCGCAUGCUGCUGCGAGAUCAAUGGCCCUCCGAGCUGUCAAGGCCAUCUUUGUCGUGGCGAACUUGACAAAGUCUGCCUCAACGUCUGAGACAAGAAAUCCGGUUGGUAUUCAUGUCUGGGAAGGGACUCAGGGCCUUCUUCGGGAUCCCGAUCGCGAAGUCCGUCACGCCUAUGCUGAUGCAUUUUUGGCUUGGCUAUGCCUUGAAACCAGCAAGGAAGAUCUCAAACUACGAAACGAUACGCCCAAGUACGUCAAGCCGUCAUCGAGGGAGCAGGCGGAUAAGCCAAAUCGCCGGAGUACGUCGGCACCAGGUAACCAGAGAGAGAUUGUUGCCCAGGCUGCACAAUCAACCUUCCUUCGACUCUUGCAUCUGGCUAUCUAUGAUGCUGCCUUGGACUCCGCCGCUGUCGAAUCCGAGAUUCUUCUGCUGCAUCUUAUCAUGGUACACCUUGUUGACAACCUGGGUGUGAAUGCUAUUCAGUACGGACUUCCGAUGGUUUUGAAACUUCAGGAUGAUAUUGCGACUUCAGUCGAGCUCGGGUCAUCUAAGGCCCGCAUCAACGUUGCGAGUUUGAUCCAUGGAUAUCUUUUGGCAGUGCUAGAGAAGUUCAGUCUUGAAUCCACUCACGCCGGUGUUGAGAUUCGCAACGAAAUUGAAAGGAGACAGAGCAAGGGACAAUGGCUUUCCAAGGUUCGACUGCCGCCCACUGGUCUCGAUGAUAUCGUCAUCGGUGAUGAAAAGUCUUUCAACGGGGACUCAGAUUCAUCUGAUAGCCUGCAACCUUUCCAGAAUAUCGAAGGGCUCGUAAGUGGGAUUGACGAAUCUUAUACCAAAGCCAUUUCAUCGCCACCUCAAAGUCCUCCAACCGCACCAGCACCAGGCUUCAAUUUCCCAGUUCUGAGCCAACCUCCAUCAACUCAUCGGCUGAUCGAGAGCGGUCUUCCUUCAUCGGUCAAAGAUCAGAUGAUGUCUCCAUGGUCUCGAGAGUCGUGUUUGGCUGCCGUGGAGAAGGAAAGCGUUAAAACAUUGUCUCUCAGUGGGUCCCGUCAAGGAACCGCGACCCGCAACAACAAUGUUAAUAGUGCCGCGAAUGGUGCCGCGAAUGGUUCUCCUGCUGGCUCUGCUACACACAAGAACCGUCGGCAGAGUGUUCCUGAACUUCCACGAACACCAGAGCAUAGUUCCAACCGAGGGUCUCCCGUCCGUGUGACAGAGCUGCGACGUGUGCUUUCCGUGACCGCCGAUGGCCAGCAACGGAAACUCAGUCCCCUUCGCGGCCACCUCGAUGCAUCAAACAUCAGCAUUAUCUCCUCUGGUAGUGAGAGUAUGGUCAGCGGAAGCUACGCGGUCUCCGAGAUGGAACCAGAUACCACAUCUGUUCAUCAACGGGACGCAGACCGGGCACCUGACGGACAGGGGUCAGAGACUCCCCGCCCAGCGUCAGUUAUUGUUCUUUCCGGCGACAAAACCCCGACUGAACAGACAGACAGUCUGAGCAGAGUCAACUCUCACGAAAUCCCCCCUGUUCCGCCCAUUCCUUCGAACCUCCACAUUCCAGGUGGCUUUCCCAAUGACUCCCAACGAUCCCUGCUCAUCGACCGCCCAUCAACUGCCCCCGACUCGCGCCAGUCUUCCUUCCAGGGCAAAUCUGGGCAGCCCCAACAGCACACUCGCAACAAAAAGUCAUUGAACCGCAACAAGAGUCGCAGCAGCAAUAGUCUUGCUGGAGUUGACGCCUUCCAUGACUCCAAUGGUGACUCUGCUCUGGACAGCGACCAGCGAGUAGAGCUCAAAAAGCUCUUGGACGGAUUCCUGACGCCUGAGAACAGUCUUCUGGCUAACGGGGAUCACCCAACCACCGGAUCCAAGGCACCAGUAACCCGAAGCUACUCCAAACGACGAGUCAGUGGUGGCGGUGGUCUUGGACGCCCCCCUUAUUGA